Messenger RNA from Sinocyclocheilus rhinocerous, 2010 nucleotides. Its product is annotated as RILP-like protein 1. The transcript is spliced from 9 exons. The coding region runs from base 1 to 1179 and encodes 392 amino acids. Lineage: Eukaryota; Metazoa; Chordata; Actinopteri; Cypriniformes; Cyprinidae. The record is from RefSeq and is a predicted model, not a curated record. Gene Ontology annotation, cellular component: cytoplasm; ciliary basal body. Gene Ontology annotation, molecular function: small GTPase binding; dynein light intermediate chain binding; protein dimerization activity. Gene Ontology annotation, biological process: cilium assembly.
AUGCUACUUCAAGAUGAAGAAGAAUACUGUGGUUUUACCAUAGGUAUUGUAGCACAUGAGAAUCUCACACAAAUACAUUACGUAACUCCAGUGAAGGAGCUGGAGCUUGUGGAGGAUGUGUGGAGAGGAGAAGCCCAGGAUCUGCUGUCCCAGAUCACACAGCUGCAGGAGGAAAACAAAACACUGCUCAACAACCUGUCCGUCAAAGAGUGUCCAAUGACGGAAGAGGAUAUACAGAAACAGGAAGGCAUGACCGAGAGGGAACGGCAGGUGAUGAAGAAGCUGAAGGAAGUUGUAGAUAAACAGCGAGACGAGAUCCGUGCCAAAGGCCGCGAGCUGACGCUCAAAAAUGAGGACAUUGAAGCGCUCCAGCAGCAGUUGAACCGGCUGAUGAGGAUCAACCAUGACCUGAGGCAUAAGAUCACGGUGGUGGAGGCCCAGGGUAAAGCGCUGAUCGAGCAGAAGGUGGAGCUGGAGGCGUCUGGUCAGGCACGGCAGCAGGAGAUGGGUAACCUGCGACAGGAAGUGUCCCGUCUUAAGGAGCGGCUUAAAGAGCAGGGCAAGAUCAGUGCUGAGACGGAGGAGCCUGUAGGACCACCUUCACCUGCACAGUCGUCUAAAGCGGCCCCUUCCUGGGGUCAGGAUUUAGCUUCUGAGCUCCUCGCUGGGGGCCUGGAGAUAGAGGAAGGUCCCCUCCAUUUCAUCCCCCACACCGGGGCCCCAGGAGCCCUGACAGAUGACGGUGAGGAGGAGAAGGACGAUGAAGAGGCUGCGUUUUCAUGGGAGGCGCUGUGUGAUGACGACAUAUCCUCUAUAGAUCCAAAAGACCCGAACCGCCCGCGAUUUACCCUGCAAGAGCUGCGUGACGUCCUGCAUGAGCGCAAUGAGCUGAAAGCUAAAGUCUUCAUGCUGCAAGAGGAAAUCGCAUAUUACAAAAGUGACGAACAGGAAGAGGAAACAGACACGCCGCUCCCAGAUGCGUCUCCAACCCUCAGGCCAAGCUCGCGCUCCAACUUUCAGCCCGAGUCGGGGAUAAAACGACUGUUUAGCUUCUUUUCCCGCGACAAAAACCGAGGCUCUCAGAGGAGGAUGCCGCAGAUGGGUGACGGCUUCGGCUCGUGGGCGGGGAAAGAGGACGUGUACACAGAACAGGCCCAGGAAGCAUUACAGCACAUGUAACGAACACAACGCUCCACUAACCGCUAACCUGCACCAUGUGACCGUAUGCCACGUUUACGCUCCCUUUCAUGGUCACUUUCACAGCACUACGUCUGCAAGCAGAUGAGACAAGAGCUCACAAAGGGAACAUGGGGGACGGGGCCGUUUAGAGUUACUGAUAGAUUGUGGCCCUCACCUUCGCCCAGAGAUACUGUGAGGGAGUUUUAUGUGCCUAUUUUGUUCGAUAGAUAGACAUUUUAUUGCUAUUGCAAACGACAAGUUACUGUAAGUAGACGAAUAGAUUUCAGACAGUAUUCUGAUGACGUUUAAAGAGAAGAUGCCUUCAGUAGAUAAGAUACAUAUCUAUUUUUAAUUCAAAUUGAAUUAUGAGUGAAAAUAUGCACAUGGCUGAAGAAAAAAUGUGAGAUUUAAAUUGAGUUGCUACGCCCAGGCCAGAGAUUGUCUGAAAAGGAUGGUGGCCUUAUAUGUUGAAUUAUGUUUAAAACUUUUUUUUUUUGAAAUUGCACAGUAGCCUGAUUCUUUUGGCACACAGAAUUUAAAGGAAUAUCAAGUAUUCAUUUCUACUGACAUCCUUUAUGUCAUGCUGUGUUAUCACAGAAAAUAAUUUUAACUUGUCCCUCAGUUUGUAACAACAAACAUUGUAUUUAAAGUAAUGUAUUUGAUAUAGAGGUGUAUGGGGCAAAACAUUAAGAUCAGAGAAAUGUGCCUCUCAAAAAGCCCUUUUAUUAACUCUCAUGUUUUUGCAGUGAAUUGUGUUUUGUAGGAAGAGGAUACUUUACCAUUCAAUGUAAUGUAAAAACAGUAAUAUUGUGAAAUAUUAGCACAAUUUAA